GGCCAUGGGAUCGCAGGGAGGCCAGGCGAGGGGCAGGGGCUGUGGGGGGGAGGGCACGGGGGCCACCCGGAUGCACUGGAUCCCGUCGAUAGCGAUGCCGGGGGGGGUGUGUGCCCUGCCUCCCCACCUCGUCCCCAGUGUGGCCUCCCCUUUAUCCCCCACAGCCCCUCCGUGUCUCCAGUGUGUCCCCCUGUGUCCCCCCGCCACACACACCCCGUGCCCCACCCCGGGACACCGCAGGCGGGUUCCUGUCACUGCCCCCACUCCCUGCUCCCCUGGACCCAGUUGUGUCCCCAUCCCUGUCCCUGUGUCCCCUUGUACUUGUCAAGCCAUACAUGUCCCUCCUUUUGUGUCCCCAAGUCUCCAACCCCGUGCCUCUCAUCCUGCCCCCAAGUCCCCUGUCCUUCUCCCCCCCCCUCUACUUCCCUCCCGGGUUCCUGUCCCCCCCCCCUCUUUGUCCCCAGUGUCCCUAGGGCGGGCACCCACGUGCGGCUGCGCUGGGGGCUGGCACUGCCACGGCCUGGCCUGUGUCCCUGCGUCCCCACGUCGCAUUUCCGUGUCCCACGGCCCUGCCCUGAGCACAGGGCACCAGGAGGCAGCGGCGACUGCUGCGGCUCCGGCAUGGGGGACCCCGAGGCGCUGGCGGCGCUCGGGGGAAGCGGGUGGGCGGGGCCUGUCCCUGGCCCCGCCCCCGCCCGGCCCGGCCGAGGUGGAGCUCACGUGGCAGGAGAUCCUCUCCCUCAGCGAGCUCCAGGGCCUGGACAUGGUGGCAGACACCCCCAUCGACCCCUCCCCCUUCUGCUCGGUCCCACCCCCGUCCCCUUACACCCCCCUCCCACCCCCCCACCUCCCCACGCCCUCCCCCCCGCCCCCCCUUCGCACCCCCCAUUCCCCCCCGCCUUUCCCCACCCCACCCCUACCGACAUCGUUCCCGGCCGAGCCGCCUGCCCACCCAGCCGCUCGCCGGGAUGCCCGGCGGGCCUCAGCCCUGGCACUGCCCAUCGGCCCCGAGGCCAUUGUCAACCUGCCCGUGGAGGACUUCAACGCGCUGCUGGGGCGGGCACGGCUGUCGGGGCCGGAGCUGGCGCUGGCGCGGGACAUCCGCCGCCGCGGCAAGAACAAGGUGGCGGCGCAGAAGUGCCGCCGGCGGAAGCUGGAGGCCAUCGCACAGCUGCAGGCUGAGCUGGGCAGCCUGGGCCAGGAGCGGGAGCGGCUACUGCGGGUGCGGGGGCAGGCGGAGCGGGCGCUGGGGGCCCUGCGCCGCGACCUGGCCCACGUCUCAGCCCAGGUGCUGGGGGCGCUGAGGGAUGGCGCCGGCAACCCGCUGCCCCCCGAGUGCUUUGGGCUGCGCCUGGCGCCCGACGGGGAGCUCAGCCUGGAGAGCCCCGGGCUGGGGGAGUGAGGCGGGGUCCUGUAUCCAACAGGGAGCGAGGGGGGCUUGGGUGCCAUCCUGCACACACCCUCCCCCCCCGCCUCCACGAGCCCAGGGGGACCCUUCGGUUCUCCCACAGCCCCACCGAGCCCAAGGAUGCACCCAGGGUCCUACACCCCACCCCCACCCCACCCCCCCAGUCCCAGGGGGCAUCCCUAUUGCCUCCCAGGGCACUCGGCCUCCCCAGCUGCAGGUGACACCCCUGUAGAGGCAAUAAACCGUUUGAGGAGGGGCCAGCCA
Messenger RNA from Falco peregrinus (peregrine falcon), 1672 nucleotides. It is a transcript of the gene NFE2, whose product is annotated as nuclear factor, erythroid 2. The record is from RefSeq and is a predicted model, not a curated record. Gene Ontology annotation, biological process: regulation of transcription by RNA polymerase II. The transcript is spliced from 4 exons. NCBI's taxonomy places the organism in Eukaryota, Metazoa, Chordata, Aves, Falconiformes, Falconidae. Gene Ontology annotation, molecular function: DNA-binding transcription factor activity, RNA polymerase II-specific; RNA polymerase II cis-regulatory region sequence-specific DNA binding. Gene Ontology annotation, cellular component: nucleus. Bases 95 to 1402 code for a protein of 435 amino acids.